AAUCUUCAGUAUUCUAUCUAGGUAAAGUGUGUUAAACAACGAAUACUAAACACUUUGUUUCUCGAUAAAAAGAACAUUAGUGAAUAUCAAAUGUUGGUAACUGUUUGAAGCCAGUCAAAAGAUGUGACGUGAUGACAAUGGUGAGCAUAAGUGAUUUUUAGACAGCUAUAUUUAUUUCCGUGGCUCCGUUUCAUGCAUCCAUCACAUGCAAUGAAGCAUGAGGACAACAGGAUUGAGAGUUGCUCCUUCAACUCGCGCACUAGAAUCUUUGGAUGGCGAGGUUACCCCAACUUUUUCUCAAACGAUACACUUGACUAUUGACCAUUCUGGUAAUUAUAAUAUAAAGAAUGAGGAACAUCCAAAUGCCACAUUCGCAGUGAUUUCUCAGAGUUUACCUCCAAGAGAAGGUCUUGCUAGCGAAUUAGCAAGGCUAACACACCGGUGGUCAUUGUGUGAUUUGGAAAAUUUCAAGACGCCGGUCAACACCCCUCCGCCUAAACCACCCAGAGCCUUCACGCACGGGGAUACUGCCAAGGCAGAGAAGGAAAAAAAGAAGCGCUCUGUGACCCAUCCUGGACCACCAAUUACACCAACGGCUUUAUAUGAGCUGAAAAAACUCGACCGCAAGGCUUCCGUCAGAAGUGAUCCUGGCGAGGUAAGCCCACCAAGACCGAUAAGCUGCCCGCCCAGCCAUCAAACCGAUCGCUCCAAAUCUUGCGUCAACAACCGACGCUCAUCGACCUUAUCUUCAACCCAGUCGUCACCUCCUGGCUUGGAUAGAACCAGGUCAGUCUCAAUAGCUAUUGGCAAAUCGCAAAUGGCGUGGCAAUCUCUGAGAAGACGCAUUUUUCCAGAGGACGCCCCUCCUUUGCCAUCCACGCCCCCGCACCCUAUUCCCAAUUCGAACAGCAUUUUCUAUCCUCCUCUGCCCUCGCCUCCAGACUCUGGGCCUUCUACGCAAGCAAGUUCUCCAUCAACACCUACAGCAGUUCGUCCGAAGGUCACUCAACCUUCUACUCAACCAAACUUCAACGUCAGACAAUCACCUCAAACUCAGGGGCUGCAGUCGAAUGCCACUCCACCAACAGCUACACGCCCAAGACAACCUACCACAAAUCCUUCGCCAGUAGCUGGGGCAUCUGGAAUAACCACCACACAAAAUGGAUCUCAUGCCAGGGUAAUAUCUGACCCCGAAACAUCGAGAAACAGCUCUGUAUUUGAUAGGGGGCCAAUAACUACUAUUUCCGAGUUUGAAAGUACUUGCAAGCAGGUAUUCCACUUACAAAGAAAUGCUCGAGAUCUGAUGGAACAGAAGCAGUACAACAAGGCAGCGUUGAAAUACCAGAUGGCGCUGGGUCUUAUUGACAAAGUGCUGAAGACUCGAGUCCUGUUCAUCACACCUCAUGAACCAACUAGGCAAAGGUUAUUUCACUUACAAGAAGCAGUUUUCUCUAGCAGAAAGGAAAGUCUAAACGGCUUCACUGACGCUCAAGCAGCCGUGGACUUACCCCAAGAGCUAUCCAUGUCCGCCCCUCCGCCAGGGGCCCCGCCCUCCUACCAGGACGUCCUUCGGGAGGAUAGACGACGUGUCAGAGGUGCACCGCCUCCAGUACCUGUAAGGCCUCCGUCUUUAAAUGCAUCUACACCGGCAAACGGAGUAUUACCAAGACCUUCCCAGCCUCAGCACCGAAGCCAACACCAGCCACAUCAACAAAGAGGCCAUCCUAAGCCCCACCCACCACGGGGGCAGUUGCCUUCUCGCCCACGGCCUCCAACUCUGUCUCAGCCAUCUGCUCUGCCACAGCGUCAACUGUCAACACAACCUCAGCAGAUGACUUCAACCCAAAGACUGCAACCGCACACGAAGCCUCAGUUGUGUAGUCCUAGCAAUAAUCAAUCGCAAGCUCGGUGUCAGCCUGAGGAGCAGUCUCGUGGUCAUACGCCUGCUAGCAGUCAACCUCAAAAACCAUCUCGCACAAAUACAGUUCCUCCUAACAGUCAAGCUGAGAUGCCGCCACAUGGAUAUGCAUCCCCUAACGAUCAGCCUGAGACACAGCCUGAUUCCCAUUUAAGACAUCAUCCUCACCCUAAGACACCCCCAAAACCAAAGCCUCGUACUUCUGUGCCAAAAACCCAACAGCAAAGAACAUGUCAGAUGCCUCAAGCAACCUCACCAGUCGCCUCUCAACCUAUGCUUGAAAAUCCUUGCGAGAACGGUGCAGAAAUCAAUGUAUCCUCUAAAAGUGAAGAAGAUAAUAAUGAAGUGAAAUUACCACAACAGUCUUCUGAAGAAUACUCUGAUGAUACUCCACUUCAUAAUCAGUCUGAGAUCAAAGAGCAACCUAAGCAACCAGCUUAUUUAAGAAAUCAAGCACAACCCAUUGGUGAUCUAAUACGCCAGGCGUCCUUAAGGGGUAUCAAUCCACUUGCUAGAACACAAAGACCUAUAUCAUUAAUAAGUGAUGGAAUUCAGAUAAACGCACAAAUCCCAGGAGGAUCAUCACAAGAGGAUGACAAAACAAAAGGAGAAUCAAGCAUUGCAGGGAUCAAACCAAGAGUACCAGCGCAAAUGUCCUUGCCAAGACCAAAAUCCCAUUAUCAUCAGAAUAAGAACACAGAGUUUUCACCUCAUAUCUCUGAAGAAGGACUGUAUGAUAUUCCACGCCAUCAGCCAAAAUUUGAAGCCGCCCGUCACCAAGCUUUUGGACGGGAUUGUUCCAAUUCAGAUAGUAGCAAUUUUUCAAAAGCGGAGAACCAUGACCACAUCUCCGAGAAGCUGGGCACCCGCCCCAGGCCUCCAAAGCCCGCAAGGCGUAAGGCACAAGUAAAGCAGGUACUUCAAGAUCAAAUGAAUGACUUACACUCUGGUGAAGGGCCAAGCGCAUCGUCUGCGUUUAUCACCAGUGAAAAUUGUAAUUUCACUUCCAAAUUAGGGGGUUCAUCAGAAUCGGGGGACGAUCUCUCAAAGGAAGACAUCUCACACCCUAGAGAUACUACAUUGCAACAACCGAGAGUUCAAAACACGACUGGAACUGCCAUAUCCGAUCCUUUUACAGAUUUAGAUCCAUUUCCACCUUUGAUCCCAGGCAGUGUUCAAAGUGAUGUAUCAUUUACAGAGAACAAUACAAAUACUACAUCAUUCCUAAAUACAAAUGAUAACUGCACGACCACCUCAAAUACCAACACCCAGCCUAAAAGGGAGGCGGGACAACUCCAAACUCCUAUCAAACCUGUUCAUGCCACCGAAGUUUUACUGCAACCGGUAAAAUCACGUGUCCCAAGUACUAAUGAGGCCACACCUACCAAGAACCAGAGUAGUUCUGCCGAUGUUGACUUAGGGAAUUCAAUUUUAGAUGCCCUUGAUUUUGCUGUUUCUCCACAAUUACCGCAACUGCCAAAAGAGCGCGAUUACUCUCGAUGCCAAUCAGAAGAAACACUUCUUGAUUACUCAUACAACACUCUUGGAAGAUACCUCGAGUCCGCAGGCAGCCAAUUUGAUGUUAUCUGUGAAUUCGACCCUCUUUCAUCUCAAAAAUCUUCUAGGAGCACACUGAAUGAAAAUGAUGUUGUCUGUCCUGACGCUUUAGAGGAAAGUGGAAGCAACAUCACUCUCACUGCCAAUGAAGAGGAAACGAAAAUAGAUGAAUCAUAUUAUGCAGUUCCAAGAAAAUUGAAAUGGAAAUCUCCCAAUACAAGUGAUGAAAAACGGGACCCACCUCCAGAGGAAGUGAAAGACAGACGGAUGAUUGAAAAUCCAGGCAAUUUUUACGAAAACACAAAAACUGACGCUCUUGACGACAUUUAUGAUAAAGAUGCUGACGUUGCAUCGCCUUACCAUAUCUAUGCCGAGGUAGGAACUCGCUCUUCUGUCGCAUCCUCUGCAGGGUCUGUUACAUCUUGGCCUUCUGAAACUAGUAGGCAUCCCUCCUCCCCUAGCCCGACCUCCCCUUCAACUGCCGGAGGAGGAUCAAGCCAGGAUUCUUGCGGACCUUGGAGCUCCAACUACGAAGAGAGUGAACAUGAAAUUGCCGAUGACAUUGGUCGAUCUUCUUUCUACCGCGCCAACUCUAGUAAUCAGGGAAGCAUCAACAGCCUGUCCUCCUCGCCCCUUCCUCCCCGGGUUCCUGAAGGAUUCCCCGGCGCAAGUUCUUCCACUGACAGCACGAGAGAGAUACUCAGGAUCAGAGAAGGAGUGAAAAUAUUUUUCAUCUACGCUGAUGGUGUUAUCACGUCUCCCUGGAACAGACCUUUUCUUUCGGUUUCUAAAGACGCCAGCAAUCCCACUCACGGCUCGGGCGUGUUGCUUCGCGUGGGAAGGAGCCUCUGGUCGUGUGAGCUGAUAUCCAAAUCCACUCUGGUGUUCAAGUCGGACGCCAGCACUUACGUUUUCAAGGAAACCAACAACAAGCCUGAGUGCACCGCAGUGGCUGUACGAAUCCCUAGUACAGUGAGGAAGGUGCAGCAUGAGCUUCUGUCUAGAAUUAUGAAGGACUGUACACGACUCGAGGAAGAGCGACCAUCAGGAAUCACGAAAAGCGUUUCCAAAGGGGCAGCAUCGGCAGCAGAAAAAGUCAACAAAAUCGUGGUGAACAAAGAGGCUGAUUUUAAUCAAGCCUUCGUCAGAAGGAAUUCUAUCAGAGCCCUUAAAGGGAUGUCGAGGCGUCUCAAUUCGUUGGCCGAAAAGACUGGAAGCACCUUGCCGGAACUCCCCGAAGAGUACGAAAGUCUCCGGGAUGCUGCCAGCACCUUAAAGAUAAGCCGAUCUGCGAGAACUGUUCAGUACAUUUAAGUCGCAAGAUAAAUGUAAUCAAGUGAGAAUCUGGUGGUUACCGUGUGAGACGCUGUGGCCUUAAGGAGUACUUAUAUCUAGCAUUUUACGAGUGUGGCAUGAAUAAGAUUCUUAUAAAAUCAAGUUACAAGACAAUAUGUAUUACAAAUGUAAUAAUGGAUUUUGUGGUUGCGUGCGCUAUGCUUUUAGUCUUGAGAAGGAUAUCAGUCAGUGUCCGGCGUUGUAGUUUGAAGAAGAGUUAAAGGAAAAAAAUGAAAGACAUAGAUUGGUAACGUAUUGUUCAGUAUUCUAGUUUAAAGUCUUCGCUUAUGGAUUUAUUGUUCUACAUCAUACCAUACCCCGUCGAUCUUAUCAAUGUUCUUUUGGCUACAGUAACUUUAAUUGUAUGUAGGUAAGUUGAAAUCGGGCAGAUAUUUUAACAUAAUAAAAAAUGUUUUAUGAUAAUAAAUAAAUCAGUCCCUUGAUUUUUUUUUACUUAAAUACAUAUAACCCGAUAAAAGAUAAAUUUUUCUCUGUACAUUGAAAUAGUCUUGUUAGAAUACGCAAGCUUGAAAGUUAUGAUAGUAUAAGUCAAUUAGAAGAAUGGGGAAUCUUUAUUUGUUCAUACAGGGAGAGUGUAACUUAGCAAUAAAAUUAUUUUCUAACUA
Molecule: messenger RNA, 5436 nt
Organism: Macrobrachium nipponense
Lineage: Eukaryota; Metazoa; Arthropoda; Malacostraca; Decapoda; Palaemonidae
Exons: 10
Coding region: 218-4789 (1523 amino acids)
Source: RefSeq, a predicted model, not a curated record